AUGGAGGUCCUUCCCACAGGCGGGGGCCGGAUGGGGCGCCCGGAGCCGGGGUCAGGGCCGGAGGACGCGGAGGAGGAAGCGGUUCCCGGAGUGCCCGGAGCCCCGUGCCUGCGAGGGGCGCCGUCGGCGGAGCGGCCUCGGGGCUCUCGGGACUCCUGGGGGGCGGAGGAGGACCCGGAGUCCGGCGAGCCGCGGGACGGCCGGACCAGCCGCACGGCGUCCCUGGUGAGCGGGCUGCUCACCGAGCUGUACAGCUGCGCGGAGGAGGAGGAGGCGGUGGGCGCGGGCCGUGGGCCCGGGGGUCGCCAGCGGCGCCGCGACAGCCUGGACAGCUCAACGGAGGCUUCCGGCUCCGACGUGUUCCUGGGCGGCCGCGGCAGCGCCGGCGACUCGCGCGUGCUGCAGGAGCUGCAGGAGCGGCCGAGCCAGCGGCACCAGAGGCAGUACCUGCGGCAGAAAGACACUAAUGAACUGAAGACAAUCCUUCAAGAGCUAAAGUACAGAAUUGGCAUUCAGUCGGCAAAGUUACUUCGGCAGCUGAAGCAAAAAGACAGGCUUCUGCACAAAGUACAGAGAAACUGUGACAUUGUGACUGCAUGCUUGCAGGCUGUGUCCCAGAAGCGAAGAGUUGAUACAAAGUUGAAGUUCACUCUUGAGCCAUCUUUAGGUCAAAAUGGUUUUCAGCAGUGGUAUGAUGCUCUGAAGGCAGUUGCCAGGCUGUCAACAGGUAUACCAAAGGAAUGGAGGAGAAAGGUUUGGUUGACUUUGGCAGAUCAGUAUUUGCACAGUAUAGCUAUUGAUUGGGACAAAACCAUGCGUUUCACUUUCAACGAAAGGAGUAAUCCUGAUGAUGACUCGAUGGGAAUUCAGAUAGUCAAGGAUCUUCACCGCACAGGCUGCAGUUCCUACUGUGGCCAGGAGGCUGAGCAGGACAGGGUUGUGUUAAAACGGGUCCUGUUGGCCUAUGCCCGAUGGAACAAGAAUGUUGGGUACUGCCAAGGCUUUAACAUCCUGGCUGCUUUAAUUCUGGAAGUAGUGGAAGGCAAUGAAGGGGAUGCACUGAAGAUUAUGAUUUACCUUAUUGAUAAGGUACUUCCUGAAAGCUAUUUUGUCAAUAACCUCCGGGCUCUGUCCGUGGACAUGGCUGUCUUCAGGGAUCUCUUGAGCCUGAAGCUCCCUGAGUUAUCUCAGCACCUGGACACUCUUCAGAGAACUGCGAACAAGGAAAGUGGAGGUGGCUAUGAGCCCCCACUCACGAAUGUCUUCACGAUGCAGUGGUUUCUGACUCUCUUUGCUACGUGCCUCCCUAACCAUACGGUCUUAAAGAUCUGGGAUUCAGUCUUCUUUGAAGGUUCGGAAAUUAUCUUGAGAGUGUCGUUGGCCAUCUGGGCAAAAUUAGGAGAGCAGAUAGAAUGCUGUGAGACAGCAGAUGAAUUCUACAGCACCAUGGGGCGCCUUACCCAGGAGAUGCUAGAGAAUGACCUUCUGGAAAGCCAUGAACUCAUGCAGACUGUUUAUUCUAUGGCCCCAUUCCCUUUCCCACAGUUGGCGGAGUUGAGGGAAAAGUACACCUACAACAUUACACCAUUCCCAGCCACAGUUAAACCCACCUCUGUUUCUGGACGGCAUGGGAAGGUCAGAGACAGUGAUGAGGAGAACGAUCCAGAUGAUGAAGAUGCUAUUGCUACUGCCGUGGGGUGUCUCGGGCCGUUCAGUGGGCUCCUCGCGCCUGAACUGCAGAAGUACCAAAAGCAGAUCAAAGAACCGAAUGAGGAGCAGAGUUUGCGGUCUAACAACAUCGCGGAGCUGAGUCCUGGAGCAAUCAAUUCCUGUCGGAGUGAGUACCACGCGGCCUUCAACAGCAUGAUGAUGGAGCGCAUGACCACGGACAUCAACGCGCUGAAGCAGCAGUAUUCUCGGAUUAAGAAGAAGCAGCAGCAGCAGGUCCACCAGGUGUACAUCCGGGCAGACAAAGGGCCAGUGACCAGCAUUCUCCCGUCUCAGGUAAACAACUCUCCAGUUAUCAACCACCUUCUUUUAGGAAAGAAGAUGAAAAUGUCAAACAGACCUGCCAAGAAUGCCGUCAUCCACAUCCCCGGUCACAUGGGAGGCAAGAUGUCUCCUGUGCCCUACGAAGACCUGAAGACAAAGCUCAAUUCCCCGUGGCGGACUCACAUCCGAGUCCACAAAAAGACCAUGACGAGGACCAGGAGUCAGCUGGGCUGCGGGGACACCGUCGGGCUGAUCGAGGAGCAGAAUGAGGGAUGCAAGACUAGCAGCCUGGGGGCAGCAGAGGCCUCCUCCAGUGGGGCAGCCACCGGAAGGGAGGGAAGCUGCGCUGGAAGGGAGGGCAGCUGCUCCGGAAGCAGCACAGGGCGGACGAUCGAAGGGCGGUCCCCAGAGCCCGCGUUCGGGGAGGCCGAUGCCGACGUAUCUGAGGUCCAGGUGAAGUUAGAAGCCCUGGAACUGAGCCAGAGGGAUGCAGCUGCGGGCCUGGAGCCCAAGGCACACCAGCCCUGCCCACCACCCUUCCCAGAGCGGUCUGAGGCCCCCGGUGAAAACAGAGCCCCCAGCAAGCCUCCCCAGGGCAGCCACCCGAAAGCACCCAUCUUCAGCCCUUUCCCCAGUGUCAAACCGCUGCGGAAGUCAGCCACCGCCAGGAAUUUGGGAUUGUAUGGUCCUACCGAAAGAACCCCCACCGUGCACUUUCCUCACAUGAGCAGGAGCUUCAGCAAAUCGGGGGGUGGAAACAGUGGUACAAAGAAACGGUGAUGGCCCUCGGUAGCUGAAUCUCCGUUCACCUUCUCCCGGCGGCCUAAGGAUUCCAGCUGAAUGGCUCCAAAAGCAUUUUGACUGCCCAGUGAAAACAAGUAGAUAGGUUCAGAGAUGAACACCGGGCCAUGAAACUGGGAACAAGAACUUUGAGAAUGGGAGCUAGAAAGGGUACGUCUUCCCCACCUACCGAUCACGGAUCCAGUGAAUUCUUGUGGCAGAAUAAAUAUCGUAGUUUUAAAGUGUGACGUUUUCCCAAUUUUUCAUUGUGACUUGUUUAGACAAGACUGUGAAUCUGGAUUGUUAACCCCUCUUCCUUCUUCCUGUUCUGAGGACCUGCAGGGGUCCCUGUGACCACCCUCCCCUCAAAUCUUCUGGGGGGUUUCCGACCCCGGAGCACGCACAUGCUAACUUGCUAGAAUAGAAACUGUAAAAAGGAAGUAAGUUUCUUCGUUGCAAAAAAACUUCUCAAUUUCCCUCUUCCGGUCCUACCGAGGGAGUGUGUGUGUGUGUGUGUGU
Molecule: messenger RNA, 3291 nt
Organism: Enhydra lutris kenyoni (northern sea otter)
Lineage: Eukaryota; Metazoa; Chordata; Mammalia; Carnivora; Mustelidae
Product: TBC1 domain family member 30
Exons: 13
Coding region: 1-2772 (923 amino acids)
Cellular component (GO): endoplasmic reticulum
Source: RefSeq, a predicted model, not a curated record